Molecule: messenger RNA, 781 nt
Organism: Pelagomonas calceolata
Lineage: Eukaryota; Pelagophyceae; Pelagomonadales; Pelagomonadaceae
Source: the annotation of a GenBank genome assembly
AGAUUCAUAGAAUUCUUCCGAGAGACGUAUGCUUUCGUUACGACUCCUGCCGACGCCGAAGGGCGAGGUCGGCAGAGCUUUGAUUGACAGCUUGCAAGUGAGAGCAUUGGCUUUUUUUGGCCGCAUAGGUGGCCCACGAACAAAGGAGCGCUGCGCAGCAGCCUUACUGCCAGAUAGGGUGUCGGUGCGCACUCAAUUUUCAGCAUUGCACACUGAACAGACGACUUGGGCACACUGGGCACAUCUCAGCAGGACAGCCCCACGCCAUCAACGCGAUACACGUUCGAACAACGAUGCGCCUGCUCUUGCUGCUCGUCGCGACGAGCGUGCAUGCAGUAAAGGAGCGGAGCACCGGCUUCGACUUCCCCAAAAAAAACAAGCUCGGCGCGCUGCGAGGCUUAGGCGUGCGCACGAAGGGCCCCAUCAAGGUCUACGCGGUCGGCCGCUACGACAAAGGAUUCUUACUAAAAAUGAAGAUGGGCGUCGGCGCGGAAAAAAUGUCUAAUGCGCUCGUCGAUGCGGUCAAGCCGCGCUGCUCCGAUAAUGCGGCCGUCGACCAGUUCAAGGAGUUGAUGGUGAGCGGGUUGCCCGACGGCUGCAAGAAGGGCAUGGAGCUCGGCUUCGACACGUCGGGCGGGAAGCUCGGGCUCACCGUGAACGGGCGGGGCCGGGGGAGCGUGUCCUCCAGAAAGCUGUGCGGCGCCUUCGAGGGCGUCUACACGGACUCGAAGGCCGUCUGCAAGCUCAACGCCGUCGAGGACGAGUAAAUUUCGAUUCUAGU